Messenger RNA from Sycon ciliatum, 2628 nucleotides. RefSeq lists its product as uncharacterized. Bases 1 to 2628 code for a protein of 875 amino acids. Gene Ontology annotation, biological process: DNA integration. The transcript has 5 exons. The record is from RefSeq and is a predicted model, not a curated record. Gene Ontology annotation, molecular function: nucleic acid binding. NCBI's taxonomy places the organism in Eukaryota, Metazoa, Porifera, Calcarea, Leucosolenida, Sycettidae.
AUGGCAUUCGGUCGCCUCCGUCACCUGGAACGGAAGAUGGAUGCCCAGCCAGAAUUUGCAGCCAAGUACGAGUCCAAGGUCAAUGACUACCUGAAAAAGGGAUACGCGCGCAAGCUCUCACCCGAUGAAGCUACCAACAUCAGCGGCCUUACCUGGUACCUACCGCACUUCGGGGUGUACAAAGUAGCCUUCGGCGAAGACAUCAAAGAGAUGUUCCACCAAGUGCAUAUCCGGGCAGACGACCAGUCGGCACAGUGUUUUCUCUGGCAUGGUAACCGCCGCCAUGGCGACCCUGAGCAAUACUGCAUGCAGUCCAUGAUCUUCGGUGCUGUUUCAUCGCCCGCAUCAGCGCAGUAUGUGAUUAAACACAACGCACAGCAGUUCGCUACUCAGUACCCAGAGACGGCCACCGCUAUCCAAGAGGACUACUACAUAGAUGAUUACUUCGAUAGCCGCAGUACAGAAGCUGAGGCAACCAAGAUGGUGGCUCUGAACAUCAAAGUUCAAGCUCGUGGUGAAUUCAAGGUGUGUAACUGGGUGAGCAGCUUGCACACUGUCCUCCAGAGCAUCGCCCCAGAGCUCCGCGCCGUGGGUGACGUCACGUUCACCGCCAACACUGAGCUGCCAGUGGAGCGUGCGCUAGGGUCGAGUUCGAAAGCAUUCGCAGCAGCUCCCUACCUCAGUGCCGAAGAUUUGGAGGGCAUCGAGAGUUGCCUAGUAUCAGCCAAGGUACGUGUGGCACCACUGAAGCCCAUGUCUAUCCCACGUCGGGAGUUGCAAGCAGCCGUACGCGGCGUCCGUCUUGCCCAGAUGUUGAGAAAAGAGCUCAGAAUCGAAUGGCAGCUUACAGGGUUCUGGACCGAUUCGAGAACCGUCUUGCAGUGGGUACAGUCCGAUGCCCGGCAGCACAAGCCAUUUGUGGCUCCUGGCAUCGAAGAGAUCCUAGAACACAGCACGGCAAAGGACUGGCGCUGGGUGCCGACAGCAGAAAACGUCGCCGAUGAUGCUACUCGGUGUCUCUCUGUUGAAGAGCUCUGUGAGGGAAGAUGGUGCAAAGGCCCUUCAUUCCUGCGAACACUCAAGUGUGAGUGGCCACAACAGCCAUCGCCCCCAGCAACAGCCACCACUGACCCAGAGCGGAAGUCCGAGUUCGCUACUCUAACCGUUCAUGUCGAGCCGCCCACACAGCUCAGCGAAGCCCUGCCUGAGGCUACCAAUUUCAUCGCAGCAGCCAGAGGCCAGAAGAGCGACAUGAAGUCGUCGCCGCAGAUUGAAGCAGAUGAAUUCGAAGCUGUACAACCGCUACUGUGGCGCAAUGCUCAGGCCAAGGCAUUCUCAGAGGACAUCAAUGCACUGGACAACAGACAACCUCUACCAAGCAAUAGUCGACUACGACAACUGACACCUCUGGUGGACAAACAUGGAGUUCUCCGACUCAGGAGUCGUUUGGCGAAAGCCGAUUGUCUCAACCACUCAACGAAACAACCUGUUGUCCUGGCCCCUGAGCAGCCGUUCACAAAGCUACUAAUCCAGCACUACCACCAAGCCGCUGGCCACCAAUGUCAAGAGCUGGUGUUGAAUGAGAUCCGCCAGCGCUACUGGGUCCUGACUGGUCGCUCCGCAGUCAAGCUCUUGUGGAUACUGUCCCAGAAGUGCAAGAAUGCAAGCCGCAAACCGCAAGUGCCGAUGAUGGGCGACCUACCAGCCUCGCGCCUCACGCCCAACAUCCGUCCGUUCGCAACGACAGGAGUCGACUACUUUGGUCCUCUGACAGUGAAGGUGGGACGACGUUAUGAGAAACGCUGUGGCGUGCUAUUCACGUGCCUCGUUACCCGCGCAGUGCAUCUGGAAAUCGCAACCAGUCUUACCAUGGCGAUCCGGCGGUUCACAGCCCGGCGUGGUCACCCCGCCAAGAUGUACUCCGACAAUGGCACAAACCUGCAUGGAGUAGAUAAGGAGCUGUCGACAGCACUGUCGGCCCUGCAACAAGAUCAACUCACCACAGAGCUGACACUGCACAGCAUCCAGUGGCAUUUCAACCCGCCAGCCGCGCCGCACAUGGGUGGAGUCUGGGAGCGUUUGGUGCAUUCGGUGAAGAGUGCCCUCCGGGCCAUCAUGGAUGUGCGUACGCCGUCCGACGAGGUGCUCGCUACAGCUUUCGCAGAGGCUGAAGUCCUUGUAAACAGUAGGCCACUGACACACGUUUCUGUUGAUCCUUAUGAUCCGGAGGCAUUGACGCCGAGUCAUUUAAUGAUCAGCACGUCCAGUCCCAACCACCCCAUCACCGCCAGUACUGAUGCUGAUUUGUGCCUGCGGAAGGGAUGGCGUAUAGCUCAGUGUUUAGCUGACAUGUUCUGGCAGCGAUGGGUGAAAGAGUACCUGCCAGAGCUGUCUCGGCGAACAAAGUGGCACAAGGACCAUGCAAGUGCAGCUGACUUGGCAAUGGAUGAUGUGGUCAUCAUCGCCGACAGCAACCUACCCCCAGGAAGUUGGAUUCGUGGUAGAGUCGUCGCCACUCACCCCGGCAAGGAUGGUCGUGUACGUGUUGUGGAUGUAAAGACUCAGAUGGGUACAUGCCGCAGGCCAGUAGCUCGGUUGUGUAAGCUGGACGUACACAAGCAGCUCUAA